This is a messenger RNA of Diaporthe amygdali, 1962 nucleotides long. RefSeq lists its product as uncharacterized. The record is from RefSeq and is a predicted model, not a curated record. The coding region runs from base 1 to 1962 and encodes 653 amino acids. Lineage: Eukaryota; Fungi; Ascomycota; Sordariomycetes; Diaporthales; Diaporthaceae. The transcript has 5 exons.
AUGUCGCCUCCGAUAUGGCCGCCAAGACAGAGGAGAGGCUUGCUGGCAAGCCACAAAUCCUCCGGGACUCAGGACUUCCAGAUAGUCCAAGUCGAGGAAGACAAGCAGGAUGAGAUGUACUACCCGGAAGUGGUCAGACGUUUGAUCAUGCUUCAGCCCAUCACCGCCGCCGCUGCUGUCAUCUCAGGAUACAGGUACUGGAGACUUCAGUUCGCGCAGCUAUUAAUGUUGCAAUCACUCGGUCUGAACAUGAACAUGCGUCUCUUCUUCGCAGUGAUCGAUUUCAUCGUAAACGCGCCGACAACUUUCAAAGCUGUUCUAGACAUGAUUUCAAUCUUGACACCUGUGCCACGACGACCACAUCUGCAGCUUCGAGGCAACCUCGUUCCAACGGUGGAUAUCAUAAUCACUGUAUGUAAUGAGCCUGUCGACGUUUGCCUCGACACGGUUCGAGCUGCCAUCAACAUAGACUAUCCUACCGCACGCUUUAGAGUUAUUAUGACAGACGACGGGGCAAGCAAGGAGCUCCAAAAAGGUGUCACUGAGCUGGCCAGGUCGAAGCCAGAGGCACUGUUAUUUUACACCGCUCGUGUGAAAGGAACAGACGAUCGUCAUAAAGCUGGGAAUCUCAAUCACGCUUUGAGGUUCGCAAGCUCACUUCCUGGCGGGCCUGCUGAGUUCGUUUCCGGACUGGAUGCGGAUAUGAUCCCGAUGAGAGACAUGCUUCGAGCUCAGAUGCCUCAUCUGUUGCUCGAUCCAAAGAUGGGCUUAACAUGCCCGGCAGCGACCUUCUACAACGUUCCCGUGAACGAUUGGCUGCUACAAUCUCAGACCGUGCACAACAAAUGGGAGGAGUUCUCGAGAGACAGAAUUAAUGACGCAUGGUGUACUGGCUCGGGGUGGGUCGCGAGACGUUGCGCGAUCGAUGAACUCGGAGGUGUUCCAAUGCAAACAAUCGGCGAGGAUGCGUUCAUGUCCACUGGCAUCUCCAACAACGGCUGGAAUACUGCCUUCAUCCCCCAGUCCUUGCAAUUUGGAUUGGUGCCCGACACAUACGGUAGUCACCUGAAGCAACACAGAAGAUGGAAACUUGGUGGUCUGAUCAUUGGCAUGGACAAAAGAUUUGGUCUUUGGGGCAAGAAUGUGAAAGGUUUGAGCUGGAAACAGCGCCUCUGGUGGUUCUAUUAUCCUUUCAGGGCCCUGACUCUGCCACUCAUGACACUUGGUCUGUUUACUGCCCCCAUUUUCAUGCUCGCCGGAACGCCAUGGGUUGUUUACGCAACGGACAACGACCUAAAAGCCCUGGCACAAGCCUCAGCCCUAUCAUUCAUUAGCACCUUCGUUCUCAAGUGCCACAUGUCCUUGAAAACUGGUUACAGGGCCCACAUGAUGGAACAAUGCAACGAGAUCUGGAUCGCGCCAUAUCAUACCAUCACACAGCUUAAGACCUUUGUGCUUCCAAAUUGGCUCGGGGGGCAGCUACUGACAUUCGUGCCAACCGGAUCCAUCCCGAACGAUUUGCACGAACGAAAUGCCAAGAGGCGGGCUUCAUUGCAGAGUCGGCUACGCUCAAUCAUGAUAAAAGACGGUGCCAUAUUCCACCUGCUGUUCGCCGCAUUCUGCGCCGCCGCGGUCAUCUCAGUCAUCGCAAGGGCCCAUCACCAAUUCCCCGAGCACGGAGCUCAGUUUGGGAUCUACCUUUUGACCCAUCUCGGCUGGAUGCCUAUGCCAUGGCUCUUCUCAUUUUUUGCUUGCCUCACACCAAUCUUUUACGCCUUCUUCCCGCCGACUGUUCCGGACAGAAAGGAAUUGCUGGUCCAAGAUCCUCUGACUGGGGCUCGUUACCCCAAACAGAGCGCCAGAGGUGUUACAUGGGUCCCCGAGCUGCUUGGCUUUGAGAAAGUGCACAUUAUUGUGUUUGUGUAUUCCCUCUGGAUUUUAUACGAAAUGUCCCGGUGGUGA